Molecule: messenger RNA, 990 nt
Organism: Macrobrachium nipponense
Lineage: Eukaryota; Metazoa; Arthropoda; Malacostraca; Decapoda; Palaemonidae
Product: ETS-related transcription factor Elf-3-like
Exons: 5
Coding region: 4-801 (265 amino acids)
Biological process (GO): regulation of transcription by RNA polymerase II; cell differentiation
Cellular component (GO): nucleus
Molecular function (GO): sequence-specific DNA binding; DNA-binding transcription factor activity, RNA polymerase II-specific
Source: RefSeq, a predicted model, not a curated record
GCCAUGGCGUCCAGCGGUGAUGACUACAGCCACCUGGAACCGUCUCUGCUCGCGCUGGAAAACCCGGAGAGCGGAGACGACCUUCCAGCCCUGUACGAUCUCUACCUCAGGGACAGGAGUCCCAUUUCCCAGCAGCUGUCGGAGGAGCUGGACGACUGUUAUCAGUACGAAAGGAGGAGCGACUCGGCCUCUUCGUCUUCUUACGCUGACUGGGGAGUGGAAAGCCCGAGUUACGACCAACCUCCCUACGGGGCGAAUAAUCCAGACUCCUUGUAUCCCUGUUAUCCCGAGGACUCCAGACAUCCUGAGGAGGAUCAGGCCCUCGCGUCCAUGCCCGCCCUAGAAGGAAGCCUCCAGUCCCUGCGGUUCCACGAUCCAUACGGAACACAGGUGCAAUAUGAAGACGACUACUCCAGAGAACAUGAAAGAGAUACAAACAGAUUAUUACCAUCCGAUGGAAGCGAAGAGCUGUUCACCAGAAUCCCCUCCACGAGGAAGUCGAGAAAGAGAGGCCCGAAGAGCUGGGAAUUCCUGUACCGCCUCCUUUCGAAUCCUGAGUACAAUCCUUCCCUCAUUAGAUGGGAGGACCCAACCACUGCCACCUUCAGACUGGUCCAGCCCGAGACCAUUGCCCAAAUGUGGGGCACAAGGAACGAACAGCCAAACCUCUCCUACAACAACUUCGCCAGGAGUCUUAGGUAUCACUACAAAAGCGGGAUCCUCAUCCAGGUCUCCGAUAGGCAGCUGGUCUACAGGUUCGGGGAAAUCGCGCUGGAAAACAUAAGAGCAUCGAAAAAGUGAGUGUGAAUAUUAAGAAUAUCGUCUCCUCAAGUGAUGCUUCCCCCCCAACGAGAUGAAUCGUAGCAUCUGUACUUUAUUUUUACGCCGUCCAGGAAACCAAAGAUUCUGAGUGUUUGUCUUGGACUGACUACUCUAAUGUGAUUUUUACAUUUACGCUGAUCAUUUUUCUUACGAAUGCUCAGAAUACAG